AUGUCCUUCUCUAACCAGACCCCGACAAUUGUCGUGCUUAAAGAAGGUACCGAUGCUCUGCAGGGCAAAGGUCAGAUUUUGAAUAACAUCAACGCUUGUUUGGCUAUCCAGGAGACCCUCAAACCUACAUUAGGUCCAUUUGGAUCAGAUAUCUUGAUCAAGUCUUCCAACGGUAAGACCACUAUUUCUAAUGACGGUGCUACUAUUUUGAAGUUAUUGGACAUCGUUCAUCCAGCUGCUAAAAUGCUUGUGGAUAUUUCAAGAGCUCAGGAUGCUGAAGUCGGUGAUGGUACUACUUCUGUUACUGUCUUGGCGGGUGAAUUCUUGAAGGAGACCAAAACUUUCAUCGAAGAUGGCAUUUCGCUGCAUCUCAUUACCAAAGGCUUAAGAAAGGCCUGUGAGUUGGCCGUGAAGAAGAUCGAAGAGAUCCAGGUCGAGAUUAAGAAGGAAGACACAACACAGUUCAGAGAACUCUUGGAGAGAUGUGCCAAGACGGCGAUGUCAUCUAAGUUGAUCUCGAAGAACUCUGACUUCUUCACGAAAAUGGUCGUCGACGCUGUCUUGACCUUGGACGAUAACUUGGACGAGAAGAUGAUCGGUAUCAAGAAGGUUCCUGGUGGAGGUAUGGAAGACUCGCUUUUCGUUGAUGGUGUGGCUUUCAAGAAGACUUUCUCCUAUGCUGGUUUUGAACAGCAGCCAAAGAGAUUCACCAACCCAAAAAUCCUCAACCUUAAUGUCGAGUUGGAGUUGAAGGCCGAAAAGGACAAUGCUGAGGUGAGAGUUGGACAAGUGAAGGAUUACCAGGCCAUUGUUGACGCUGAAUGGCAAAUUAUUUUUGACAAGUUGGAGGCUAUUAAGGACUCUGGCGCCAACAUUGUUCUUUCCAAGUUGCCUAUUGGUGAUUUGGCCACACAGUACUUUGCAGACAGAGACAUCUUUUGCGCUGGUCGUGUGAGCAGCGAAGACAUGGACCGUGUCAUCAAGGCUGUUGGUGGAUCAGUUCAAUCUACUGUUAGUGGCAUCAACGAAAAGGCCGUCGGCACGUGUGCCGAGUUCGAGGAGGUGCAAAUUGGUGGAGACAGAUACAACUUAUUCCGUGGAUGUCCAGAGGCUAGAACAUGUACAUUAGUUUUGAGAGGAGGAGCCGAGCAGGUGAUUGCUGAGGUUGAGAGAUCAUUGCAUGACGCUAUCAUGAUUGUCAAGCGUGCUGUGAAGCAUCGUACAGUUGUGGCAGGUGGAGGAGCCAUUGAGAUGGAGAUCUCGAAGUACUUGAGAGAACAUUCCAAGACAGUGGCAGGAAAGCAACAGUUGAUCAUUGGAGCAUUUGCCCGCGCCUUGGAGGUGAUUCCAAGACAGUUAUGCGAGAAUGCCGGUUUGGACGCCAUUGAGCUCUUGAACGUGUUGAGAAGCUCGCAUGCCAAAGGAGAGAAAUGGUACGGUAUUGACUUCCACAAGGAGUCCGUGGGUAACAACAUGGAAAGUUUCAUCUGGGAGCCAUCCCUUGUGAAGAUCAAUGCCCUUCAAUCGGCCACGGAAGCGGCCACAUUGUUGCUUUCUGUGGACGAAACAAUCAAAAACCUGGAGUCUGAGCAGGCAGCCGCCGGGCGUGGACGUGGAGCGUACUAA
Candidozyma haemuli is the source of this 1626-nucleotide messenger RNA. RefSeq names its product chaperonin-containing T-complex subunit (gene CCT7). NCBI's taxonomy places the organism in Eukaryota, Fungi, Ascomycota, Pichiomycetes, Serinales, Metschnikowiaceae. Bases 1 to 1626 code for a protein of 541 amino acids. The record is from RefSeq and is a predicted model, not a curated record. The transcript has a single exon. Gene Ontology annotation, cellular component: chaperonin-containing T-complex. Gene Ontology annotation, biological process: protein folding. Gene Ontology annotation, molecular function: ATP hydrolysis activity; ATP-dependent protein folding chaperone; ATP binding.